This is a messenger RNA of Diuraphis noxia (Russian wheat aphid), 1698 nucleotides long. RefSeq names its product RNA-binding protein S1. Lineage: Eukaryota; Metazoa; Arthropoda; Insecta; Hemiptera; Aphididae. Gene Ontology annotation, cellular component: ASAP complex; cytoplasm; nucleoplasm. Gene Ontology annotation, biological process: mRNA splicing, via spliceosome. Gene Ontology annotation, molecular function: RNA binding. The record is from RefSeq and is a predicted model, not a curated record.
UUUUAAUAAUUAUUAAUUUUAUAGUAAUUGGUAGGUACUUGUGUCGAAUCCAAAUAUGCAGUUUUAUUUUUAAAUAGUUUCGAAUUUAUCAACAUACGUUAUCAGCAGUUCAGUUUGUAAAGAUAAGAGAUAAUAUUGAUAAGAGCAUAAAGCCGCCAUCUUGCAGCCAUUCGGCGUUUUCUGUCUCUAGACGCUUGUCGAAAUUGAACGAAUGAACGAAAGAACGACUUUUUAUUAUUUCACGAUCCGGAUUGUUUCGUUCACAGGUUUGACCCGUUCGUUUAGAUCCGUUCGUUCGCGUACGACACAUCUCUAGUCUAGUUUCACUUUGGAAUUCCUUUGGCGGUCGCCGCAAUGGUUGUUUCUGAUUUGCCAAAGAAUCGAAAAGAAAAAAUGGAAGGUGAUCAUUCGGAUAAGGAAAAUAAAAGAGAAGAACAAAACAUUAAAAAGAAAAAACGUACUCGUUCAUCAAGCAGUGGUUCGAGUAGUAGUCGUUCUUCAUCAAGCAGCUCUCGUUCUGGCAGUGGUUCUUCAGGAUCUAGUAGCCGGACAAGCUCUAGCAGUUCUGGUUCUAGCUCACGUUCUAGCUCAAGUUCAUCUAGUUCAUCUAGUUCUUCUGGUACUUCUACUGGUCGAGCUAAAGCAAAAACAAAGCAACCAAGAGUGAAAAGUGGCAGUAAAACAAAGAGUAGAAGUCGUAGCCCUAGAAAAUCAAGACGUGAUGAUGAGGAAAAAGUAAAAAAAGCUGAAAGUAAAACUAGAACUUCAAGAAAAUCAAGAUCAGGUAGUCCAAAACGGCGUAAGAAGGAAAGAUCACCAACUCCAAAACCCUGUCGUAUUCAUGUCGGUCGUUUGACUCGAAAUAUAACUAAGGAGCAUAUUCAAGAAAUAUUUUCUGAUUUYGGAACAAUAAAAGAAGUAGAUGUACCUCUAGAUCGAUUUAAUAAAUUGUGUAAAGGAUUUUCUUAUAUUGAGUAUUCCACUCCAGGAGAAGCUGAGAAUGCCAUGAAACAUAUGGAUGGAGGUCAAAUUGAUGGACAAGAAAUAACUUGUGCGCCAGUGUUGUUACCACGUCCAGCUAUUCGUAGAAGUCCUAUUCGCCGCGGUGGUUGGGGUGGCGGUGGUGGUGGUGGUGGUGGUGGUGGUGGUGGUGGGCGCCGAAGAACUCCACCUCGAUAUAGACGUAGAUCACCAAUGCCUAUAAAACGGCGUUCUCCUCGUCCACGUAGAAUGAGAUCUCGUUCAAGAUCUCCAAGAAGGCGUAAGCACAGUCGUUCAGGAUCUAGCAGCUCACCUUAAAUUCCAAUAUAGUGUAAUUACUUCACUUUAUUUUAACAAAAAAAUUAAAAUAAAUAAACGGUUCUUUAUUUUUUUUUAUAAACAUUACUCUAGUAUCUAUUUCAAUAGAAUUUUGUAAUCAAUUUAUCUUUUUUAAAUACAUGUUUAUCUACUAUUCAUAACUAUACUUAAAUAUCUUGCUAUAAUUUACAAAAUUUAAUGGUGACCUAGUAUUUCAUCAAAUGUAGGUAUAACUCGUGUUUGAUAUUAGUGUAACAUUUWUUUUAUUUUUUUUUUGUAUUAAAUUUUAAAAAAAUGUACAUGAAAAAGUUUUGUUUAAACUUAUUUUUAUAGUUUAAUUUACCUGACACUGUGGACAAAAGCUUAACUGGUUUUUUAAUAAAUUAUCUGACUAAUGAU